AUGAAGUCCUUAGAUGCAGGGGAAUUGUGAUUCUACCAGUUCCCCAAUCAGUCAGUCUCAUUUCCAUUCACUGUCAAUGUCUACAACUGAAGCUUUGCAUACAGAAAACGAAUGGAACCUCUCGGCAUGGACUUGGACGAUGUGGCGAGCCACCACCACCACGGGUUCGGACAGCAUAUGGCCACGUUCAGCGUGGAGACAUCCGCCGUUCACAGGAAGUUGCAGAGCAAGGUGGAGGCCCUGCGGAUCCUGCGACAGGAACUGGAGCAAUUCCGCGUAGAACGGGACCAGUACAAACUGGUGGCGGAGACCCUGCAGCUGCGCUACUCAGCUCUCAAGAGCAACAGCGAAAUGCUCGCCGUGGGCGGAUGCGGAGCCCUCAGCGAAAACUCCAGUCUGGCCGCUCUUCUCCACGAAACGCGCGAACAAAACCUGAAGCUGAGCACCGAGGUAGAGGCUCUCAGACAGCGGCUCAACGAGCUCCAGGGCGACAUGGAGCUCCUGCGCGAAACGGAGGCCAGCAACAAGGCCCGGGUGCAGGCGAUGGCCAACGAGAAUGCCGCCCGAAACAAGGAGGAGCUGCAAUGGCGCCGCGAGCGUGCCAAUUUUAUCUGCCACCUGGAAGGGCUCAAGAAGCGGAACGCUCAGCUGGCCUUUGAUCUCAAGGCGGUAAUCGACGAGAAGGAAGAGCUUAUCACAGAGCGGGAUGCAUACAAGUGCAAGGCCCAUCGCCUCAAUCAUGAACUCUUCGUUGCCCUCAGGGCCAAGAAAACGCAUCCGAGGCUUCUCGACAUCGAUGGGGUUUUGCUGGAGAACAAGUACCUGCACGAACGUGUGAAGAUCCAAGAAGGCGAACUAGAGUUGACCAAACAGAGUAUUUCCAAGUACAAGUCCAUUUUAGACGCAAAACGCAAAAAGGGCAUAGUAAAGCUUGGCGGAGGCAGCACAAAUGAUGAAACUAUACUAAGUCCUCGACAAGUGAAAACCAUCCUGGAGAGCGGCAUUGAUCUUCCCCAAAAAACCGAAAGCUUACACGACCUGAAGUCCUUGUGUCUGGCGCUACUGGACAACCUCAACGACAAGAAUCUGGCACUGACGCACCAGAAGAAGACCAACAAAAUACUGGCUGGCAAGAUGACGGAGCUGGAACAGCGCUGGCAACAGCUUCUCUCGGGAACUGAGGAGGACGCGGCCGCUGAUGAGGGCCAGGGAGAAGAGGAGGACUACGGCUAUGCACCCUCGCAGCUGCUCCUCAACGGUUACUGCGCCGCUAUGGUUGAUGACGCCGACAUCAGUGGCACUCCGUCCAUUGCCCCGGAUAACGAAGGUGGCACCCUCACCCCAAAUCCAGCGGAUUCUAACCAGCACAAGGUUGCGCCUGAAGCUCUGCACUCUGACGAUGGAAUGUCUUCGCUUUCCGCAGAGUCCGUUGACUCAUCCGUUUACGGAGUUGAUGUGCAACCGGAGGACUUCCAAAAGUCUUCGUCGGCCACCACGGAUUCGGGCAACUGUGGCUUCGGCAGCCGUUGCAACGGAACCCCGCGUAUUUCCAGCGCCGUCGCUCGGGAACGGAUGGAGGAUCUAAAGGAUCUACCCCCGCACCUGGCCACUCUGGUGCAGAAGGCCCUUCACGAGCUCGACAUGCGCGACUACGAGGCUAUGGUGACGAUUCGGGCCGAAAACGUAGCUGCUAUUCCGUAAAAGGGAAACUAUAAACUAGUUCAAUGUUCAUUAUGAUUUACAGAGAACCAGAUGGAGCCAUAUCGCAGUGUUGAGAAAAUAAUUACAUAUAUGUAUAUUACCGCAACGGCGUACAAUAAAAAACUAAUUGAAUAUAUUAUGGAAA
Messenger RNA from Drosophila kikkawai, 1846 nucleotides. RefSeq names its product coiled-coil domain-containing protein 149. Lineage: Eukaryota; Metazoa; Arthropoda; Insecta; Diptera; Drosophilidae. The record is from RefSeq and is a predicted model, not a curated record.